Molecule: messenger RNA, 645 nt
Organism: Cucurbita moschata (crookneck pumpkin)
Lineage: Eukaryota; Viridiplantae; Streptophyta; Magnoliopsida; Cucurbitales; Cucurbitaceae
Product: protein SODIUM POTASSIUM ROOT DEFECTIVE 1-like
Exons: 2
Coding region: 14-466 (150 amino acids)
Molecular function (GO): metal ion binding
Source: RefSeq, a predicted model, not a curated record
ACUAGGAGGAUUCAUGUGCCAAUCUCCGGCCGCCACCGCAGUAUGCAUCCCCGCCGAUCCUCGGUCCGCAGUCGUGUCAAGAAGAAGCCUGGCUAGAGCCAACAGCCUUAAGAAUGCCAAUGCCAAUGGCAACCGUGUGAGGUUGGUGAGCAAUGCUGUGAAGUACUCCAAGCUUCGCAAGUCUCCGAGCGCGGGAACGACGAACGACGUGAAGAAGCCGGUGACACUUAUGCUUUCCUCGCCACCGCCCCCACCGGAGAAUGUCUUCCAUGUGGUGGUUAUGAAGGUGGCGCUUCACUGCCAAGGCUGUGCUAGUAAAGUUAAGAGGCAUCUCACCAAAAUGGAAGGAGUGACGUCAUUCAGCAUAGAUCUAGAGGCCAAGAGAGUGACUGUGAUGGGACAUAUUUCACCGCUGGGUGUCUUGGAGAGUCUUUCUAAGGUGAAAAGGGCUGAGUUGUGGCUGUGACACAGUCUGUGACUGUGAGGGAGAAUAUGAUUGAAAUUACCAAAGUGGACACCAAAAGUUAGAAAUUUGUACGGCACUCAGGAGGAGUUAUGUGUAAAUUUAUCGUUUUGUUGGACAAAUUAGUAAUUUUGUUAUUUAUUGGUGGUCCUAAAUUCUAGUGGGUGGUGAUGUUAAUUGGU